GGAAGACGAAAAUUGCACAUGGAGUGAAGAAAAGAGGUAUCCAUUAGAUCGCCGGCAAAAAUAUACCUCAGGAUGGAUAUACCUCAUUUAACCAACAUCUUGUCGAGUACUUUUGACCCAAACUUAAGAGAAGAAGCAGAAAAAACGUUGAAUGAGAUUCACAAGCAUCCAGGGUUCCUCUCGCUUCUUCUUCAAGUCGUUAUGUCUAACGAUGUACAAAUUCCUGUGAGACAGUCAGGUGUAAUUUAUCUCAAGAAUAUGAUUGUCCAGUACUGGAAAGAGAGAGAUCCUUCAGAACUUGCUGAUACUAGUGCUGCAUUUGUUAUUGUUGAGCAAGAUAAAGCUACCAUCAGAGAAAAUAUUGUGGAGGCAGUUAUUCAUGCUCCUGAAUUAAUAAGAAUCCAGCUUACUGUGUGCGUCAGUCAGAUUUUACGUCAUGACUUUCCUGACAAGUGGCCUGGAGUGAUUAACAAAGUGAAUGGAUUCCUGGCAGAGAAUAGUCAAGGGACAUGGAUGGGUGCUCUUCUUACCCUAUAUCAGAUUGUCAAGAAAUAUGAGUUCAAGAAGCCAGAGGAACGGCAAUUUCUCCAUAACAUCAUGCAAGUUCUUUUGCCACAACUCUAUGCAAGAGUUGUUGCCCUGAUAGAAGACUCAUCGGAGAUGUCAGUGGAGAUCCAAAAACAGAUUCUUAAAAUUUUCUUUGCGCUUAUUCAGUAUGUCCUUCCCCUUGAACUAAUUACAACAGAUUUUGGGAAGUGGAUGCAAGUAUUCCAAACUGUGGCAAGCAGAGAUGUACCUCCGGUUGCUCUGGAAGGUGAUGAAGAAGAGUUAGCUAGACUACCCUGGUGGAAAGCUAAGAAAUGGGCUCUGCAUAUUUUGUGCCGGUUGUUUGAGAGAUAUGGUACUCCAGGAUCAAUAACAAAAGAAUAUGAGGAGUUUUCUGAGUACUACUGUAAACAUUUUGCAGUAAGUGUGACACAGAUUCUUCUGAGAGUACUGGAUCAGUACAGACGAAAAGUGUUUGUAGCUCCAAGAGUACUUCAGCAAACCAUAAACUACUUGAAAAAUGGAGUUUCAAAUUCACUUCAUUGGAAAAUAAUGAAGCCCCAUAUCCAGGCAAUAAUCCAGGAAGUUGUGUUUCCUUUGAUGUGUUACACGGAAGAGGAUGAUGAACUCUGGCAAGAAGAUCCAUAUGAGUUUAUAAGAGUUAAAUAUGAUAUCUUUGAGGAUUUUGUCUCCCCUGUCACUGCAGCAGCCACGCUUCUUCACACUGUAGUUUCAAAAAGAAAACAAGUUCUUGACCCUACCAUGGUAUUCUGUGUCCAUGUCCUCAACCUCCCUCCUGAACAGAGGGAUCCUCGACAGAAGGAUGGAGCUCUUCAUAUGAUUGGCACAUUAGCUGAUGUGUUGUUAAAGAGAAAAAUGUACAAAGUACAGUUGGAAAACAUGUUAGUGCAACAUGUUUAUCCUGAGUUUAAAAGUUCAUUAGGAUAUCUUAGAGCCAGGGCUUGCUGGGUCUUGCACAGUUUUGGUGACAUAACCUUUAAAGAAGAAAGAAACCUUGCCACAGCAGUGAAUUCUGCCCGCAUCUGUUUAACUGAAGACACUGAUCCUCCAGUCAUUGUGGAGGCAGCCAUUGCUUUACAGUUUCUUAUAGAGAAACAAGAGGGAUCCAAAAAAUAUAUUGAGCCACAUGUGCGUCCAAUCAUCCUACAACUGCUGAAAGUUAUUCGUGAAACAGAGAAUGAUGAUUUGACAGGAGUGAUGCAGAAACUCAUCUCAACAUAUGGACAUCAGGAACAAGUGGCAAGCAUUGCAAUAGACAUUGCCAGAGAUCUGGCAAGCACUUUUGUUCAGUUGUUGGAUGGGGAGGAUAGUGAUGAGAAAGCUGUUACUGCCAUGGGAAUUCUGAACACUCUGGAGACAAUGUUGAAUGUGAUGGAAGGAUCUAAAGCUAUUGUACUUCAACUGGAACAAGUCGUGAUUUCUUUAAUAGCCAAGGUUCUAGAGCUGUCUGUAAUGGAGUUCUAUGAAGACAUUCUGUCCAUUAUCUGCACCUGUACAUGUUUUGAGAUCUCGCAGUCCAUGUGGGCAGUCUUUUACAUGCUUUAUGAAGCUUUCCAGAGGGAUGCCUUUGACUACUUUGCAGAAAUGAUGCCAUGUUUACACAACUACAUCACAGUGGACACACCUGCCUUUCUAGCAAAUUCAAAGAACCUUGAGAUAAUCUACAACAUGUGUAAAAAGAUGUUAACAGAUUCGUCAGCAGCAGAAGAUCAGCAGUGCAAUGCAGCAAAGCUGUUAGAAGUAACAAUACUUCAAUGCCAUGGACAGAUAGACCAGUGGCUUCCGUUUUACAUUGAAGCAGCGCUGGAGAGAUUGACAAGGGAGGUGAAGGAGAGUGAACUAAGAACUAUGUGCUUACAAGUGGCUAUCGCGGGGUUAAUAUACAAUACUCCCCUCCUAUUAAGUAUUCUGGACAAACUCCAUUUUCCAAAUACGAACGAAACUGUGACGGCGCAGUUUUUUAGUCACUGGGUUAGUGACUACGACUGUUUUUUCGGUAUUCAUGAUCGCAAGAUGUUUGUGUUGGGUUUCUGCGCACUCAUGGAUCUUCCAAAACAGAUGAGACCACAGGCCCUCCUUCAGUGCUCGCCCCAGAUUCUCCCGGCCUUGUUAGUGUUAUUCCAAGGACUCAAAAGAGCGUAUGAAAACCGAGGUGAAGGCGAAGGUGAGAAUGAAGAUGACGAGGAAGGGGCAUCUGAUGAAGAUGAACUAGCGAGUGACGAGGAUGAAAUAAACGAAGAUGACAUUCAGUAUAUUGAAAAUUUGGCGAAAAAGGCCGCUGACCACUUAGAUGAUGAAGAUGAUGUGGAAGAUGAGGAGACAGCUCUGGAGAAUUUUACUACAUCUGUGGAUAACGAAGAAACUGAUGAAUAUAUUGCGUUUAGGAAUUCACUCCAAGCCCUUCAGGCCAAUGACCCAGAAUGGUAUUCUGCUUUGACAAGUGUGUUAACAGAAGAGCAGGGCAAUUCACUACAGGAAGUGCUUGUACUGGCGGAACAGAAGAGAGCUUCACUAGAGUCCAGGCGAAUUGAACAGCAAGGAGGAUACAUGUUCACCAACAUGGCUGUGCCAAGUACCUUCAACUUUGGACAGUAACUGUGAAAGAUUUCUGUGUUGCCUAGCUCUUUCACGAAGGGACUACAAAUGAAAGUGUUUUUUUUACGAAAUUAAGGAAGUAACCUUCGAACAUAAUUUAUAUCGUCAGAUUGAAGAGACAUUUACCUUCUGACUAUUGACGUCAUGUGAGUGACUUUGUGAUUGCAUGACUUUUCUGUUAUGUUGGAAGCGUAAUUGGUGACAUACAGCAGAUCACGCAACACCGCAAUUUCGCGUUUCUGCCGUACUUGUUAUCUUGCUCGCUUUCUUCUUUUUUACACAAUAACAUCAAUUUUAUUUGUUAAGGGUCGAUUUUGCUGACCUUACGUCGAAUUAUUGUUUUCGGCAAACAUUUUGAUAAUGAUAUACCUUUGCAAAGUUCUAUAUCAAAUGAAAAAUAUUGCAACCUCAAACCCGCCACAGCAGGUGUCACGCUAGCUGUCACGUUGGCAGUCGUGCCCUCGCGAUACAUGAUGUCGUUUGGCAGCUCGAGAAGCGUCAAAGGACUUAAAAAAACUUUAGGAAAAUAGAAUUAAAAAAGAUCCGGCGUCUUACUUACAAAAACAAUCAAAAGUGUCGUUUAUGGUUGAGAAAAUUCUAAAUUUUGACGUGCCAGUCUUAUUACGGAGGGGGUUUCAGAUUUGGAACAGUGGUAUUCCAUAACGAACUGUUCUCAUUGUGAUGCAAAAUAUCACUUUCAAUACCGGAAUCCGAUCUUGAGACGGAAAUUCGCAGUUUUAGCACAACGGAAAAAAGGUAGAAAAGCGCAGAAAAAUCCAUUUUUUCUAAUCAUUUUUGAGAUCCUAUCUCGGAAAGAUACAAAUAACAAUCGCGCACUUUUCGUGGUGGAAACAGAAACAGUCGAAAAGUAUUAUGGAUAGCUGCCGGUUGGUAACGGGUUCGUUACCAAGAAUAAGACUGACUGUUAAAAUGACUUGAAAGUUCAGACAGCAAAGCUAUUUUAAUAAAAGAACAAAUCAAGUAA
Messenger RNA from Pocillopora damicornis (cauliflower coral), 4147 nucleotides. Its product is annotated as importin-7. The record is from RefSeq and is a predicted model, not a curated record. Gene Ontology annotation, cellular component: cytosol; nuclear envelope. Gene Ontology annotation, molecular function: small GTPase binding. Gene Ontology annotation, biological process: protein import into nucleus. Lineage: Eukaryota; Metazoa; Cnidaria; Anthozoa; Scleractinia; Pocilloporidae.